Mugil cephalus (flathead mullet) is the source of this 9546-nucleotide messenger RNA. It is a transcript of the gene dot1l, whose product is annotated as DOT1-like histone H3K79 methyltransferase. Gene Ontology annotation, molecular function: histone H3K79 methyltransferase activity. Gene Ontology annotation, cellular component: nucleus. The record is from RefSeq and is a predicted model, not a curated record. Gene Ontology annotation, biological process: DNA damage checkpoint signaling; regulation of transcription regulatory region DNA binding; DNA repair. NCBI's taxonomy places the organism in Eukaryota, Metazoa, Chordata, Actinopteri, Mugiliformes, Mugilidae. The transcript has 29 exons. Bases 311 to 5188 code for a protein of 1625 amino acids.
CCUGCCAUGUUUAUUCAUGCCGGCAAGAUGGCGGCGAUACGGACGAGCUGUUAUUACCAGUGGACGUGAAAAGGCAUUUUAUUCAAAUUAUAAAAACCCAGACAAAUACGUUUAGACACCUGGCCGCGCCGUGUGUGUAUCUGCCGCGGAACGACCGUCGACGUAUUUUUUAUUUUACGCGUUUCACGGUGUUUUUCUCACAAAAUGUUCACGCUGUAAGUCUCCUGCUAACCGAGCAGCUGGCUAACAGGGAGCAGCGAUUAGCCGCUAGCCAGCUAUCUAUCACAGCCAAGCCGCCGUGGAGUGUAGGAUGGGAGAAAAGCUGGAGCUCAAGCUCAAAUCGCCGGUUGGAGCAGAACCUGCUGGCUAUCCGUGGCCAUUACCAGUAUACGAUAAACAUCAUGAUGCUGCUCAUGAAAUCAUCGAGACCAUUCGGUGGGUGUGUGAGGAAAUUCCAGACCUCAAACUGGCAAUGGAAAACUACGUACUCAUUGACUACGACACCAAGAGCUUUGAGAGUAUGCAGAGACUUUGUGACAAAUACAACAGGGCCAUAGACAGCAUCCACCAGCUGUGGAAAGGGACCACCCAGCCCAUGAAGCUAAACAAGCGUCCUUCCAAUGGGCUGCUGAGACAUAUCCUACAGCAGGUGUACAACCACUCAGUGACUGACCCAGAGAAGCUAAACAACUACGAGCCCUUCUCCCCUGAGGUUUAUGGGGAAACCUCCUUCGACCUGGUAGCUCAGAUCAUUGAUGAGAUGGAAAUGAUGGAAGAGGACACCUUUGUUGACCUUGGCAGUGGGGUGGGGCAGGUGGUGCUACAGGUCGCAGCAGCAACCAACUGUAAACACUACUACGGUGUGGAGAAGGCAGACAUUCCAGCUACCUAUGCAGAGACCAUGGAUAAAGAGUUUAAAAAAUGGAUGAAAUGGUAUGGGAAGAAACAUGGGGAGUACACACUGGAGAGAGGUGAUUUUCUGUCUGAAGAAUGGAAAGAAAGGAUCGCCAACACAAGUAUUAUUUUUGUGAAUAACUUUGCCUUUGGCCCAGAGGUAGAUCACCAGCUGAAGGAGCGCUUUGCUAACAUGAAGGAAGGGGGGAAGAUUGUCUCCUCCAAACCUUUUGCACCUUUAAAUUUUAGAAUCAACAGUCGAAACUUGAGUGACAUUGGCACAAUAAUGCGUGUGGUGGAGCUUUCUCCACUGAGGGGCUCUGUGUCCUGGACUGGGAAACCAGUUUCCUACUACCUUCAUACCAUAGACCGCACCAUACUUGAAAACUAUUUUGCUAGUCUCAAAAAUCCUAAACUCAGGGAGGAGCAAGAGGCAGCUAGGCGACGUCAGCAGAAGGAUACAAAGGACAGUAAAAGCAAUAGCACCACACCCACAAAAGCUAAAGAACAACCCAAGCAGGACUCCUGUGGUGAGGAGGAGCGUCCCAGCUUGGUGACAGUGGUCAAGCCCUCUGCCAAACCCAGAAGAACCCGACUCUUGUCCAAAGGUCGCAAGCUGAACAAUAAGAAACGUGGUCGGCCCAAGAAAGCCACCCCAGCUGCUGAGAAGAAAAACAAGAAGAACCAGAGCGCGUUGGAUUUGCUGCACGCCAAGACCCUUUCUGCAGCACCCCCUCAGGAUGCAUACCGACCACCUCAGAGUCACUUCUACCAGCUACCUCCCAAGGUCCAGCACUAUCCCGCUAGUCAACUGCUGCUGAGCCCAACUCCUCCUGGUCUGCAAAAACUGCUAGAUAACAUCAAAGUUCAAUACCUCCAGUUUAUGGCCUACAUGAAGACUCCUCAGUACCGCUCCAACCUGCAGCAACUCUUAGAGCAGGAGAAGCAAAAACACAGGGACCUGUCAGGGCAGGCGGAGCAGCUCCAUUCGGUCUGUCAGUCUCACAAGGACAAGAUCAAAGGUCUCUUUCAGACCAAACUGGAUGAGCUCGGAGUAAAAGCCCUGACUGUGGAGGACCUCCUUCAGGCCCAGAAAGAGAUAUCAGCCCACAAUCGUCAGCUCAAAGAGCAGACAGAUCAGCUCGAGAGAGAUAUGGACUUGCUUAGAGACCACAGCCUGUUACUGCUGAAGUCUCGAUGUGAGGAGCUGAAGCUUGAUUGGGGCUCUCUGUGUCUGGAGAAUUUGCUGAAGGAGAAGCAGGCUCUACGCAGACAGAUCUCUGAGAAACAGAGGCACUGCUUGGAGUUGCAGAUCAGCAUUGUGGAGCUUGAGAAAAGCCAAAGGCAGCAGGAGCUGCUUCAACUUAAAUCCUACAGCCCCUGUGACGGCUCUCCGUAUAGAAAGAGCCUGGAUUCGCGCUCUUCCGCCGACAUGGACUCCUCUAAGCAUGGCCUGUCUUCAGCCCCAGCUCUCAAUGGCGUCAGCCCGGAGCUUUCCAUCAACGGCACCAGCUCCCCCUGUUUUGACCGGGCGAACACGAAGAACGAGCUUCUUUCUCGCUACCUGCCCAUCUCUCCAGACCACGAGAUUGUUCCCGCCAGCACCGAUGUACGACAGAGGCAACAGUUCUCCUCCCACACCCUUCCUGACUACACGCGCUUCUCCCCCGCCAAGAUUGCCUUGCGGAGACACCUUAACCAGGAUCCCUCUGCUCACUUGCGAGGGCCCGGGCUGACCACACACAGGGAACUGGGUGGCGUUAACUCUCCACUCGGAGUCAAACAGAACUGUCCAUCUCCCAAUGCGUCUGAUACUCAGAAUAAUGCGAAAACCUUCGAAAGGGGCAGCAAGGAGAGGAGCCCAGCGGUUCAGGGUGACAACAGCAUUAAAAGCCUUCCGAUUAGUAUCCCUCUGAGUACUGUUCACCCAAGUAAAUUGCCUGUCAGCAUCCCACUGGCCAGCGUGGUGCUACCCAGCCGUGCUGAAAGACUGAGAAGUACUCCAAGUCCCGUGUCUCAGACAGGUCAGACCAAUGGAUAUUCAUCCAGUUCAGGGCUGAUGAAUGGAGGUCCCCAUCCCGAGGACCAUAAUGGUGCUUCUUCAUCACCCCCGCACAGCAACACUCCUGUGACCGGACCAAUGGGCAGAGGAGGUCCCACACAGAGCCCCCCACUCGGCACUGGCGGGGUGCUCCAGUAUGCCGACGGACCCCCGAGGAUUCUUCCAGAAGAUGGACCAGACCGCCAGGGGGGCGAGUCCGACGCCGAACAUCAGGACAGCGAACUGCGGAGGAGAAUCUUCUUCUCUUCUUCCUCCUCUUCGUCCUCGUCUUCCUCUUCGUCAGGCAGCGGAGGCAGCGUAGCCGGAGGAUCACGCCUCCACCAUCACACUGGCAACUCAGCCAAGCAGGGAUACCACAGUAACCAUGGAAACCACCACCACCAGUCCCCCAGCUCACAGCACACUCACACGCCCACACACACGUCAUCUUCACACAACCUUGGCUCGCAAGAGGGACGCAAGCGGGGGAGAAGGAAACGCAGCUCUACAGGUUCCGCCAUGGCCAGCGGCUCCCCAAAGAGGAGGUCAUUCCCUGGGAUCAGCUCUAACAACCACUCCUCAGGCUCCCCACUCAACAUCAACUCCAUGGUAAACAACAUCAACCAGCCUCUGGAGAUCUCGGCCAUCUCCUCCCCAGAACAAUCAAGCUGGAGCCCCAGUGGUGCUGACCUCGACCAGCCUCCCAUCUUGAAGAGAGAGCGCCCCCUGGAGCUCAACGGCACAGGUCGAUACUCCACGGCCCCCAGCUCUGAUGAUGAGGACUCAGGAUAUCCUGCUGACAGCUCCAGUUCUCGAAUUGAAAGAAAAAUAGCCACUAUAUCCCUGGAGAGCAGAGACGGACCUGGUAGAUUAGGCGAUGGUGAGCGAGGGAGAAAAUCUGGUAACAGCAGUGGCAACAGCACAGGCAGUGAAGCUUCAUCAUCUUCAUCCUUGUCUUCUACCAGCAAGUGGAAAUCCACCUUCUCACCCAUUUCUGAUCCCAAGCAACCCAACUCCGACCUGAGACAGGGCGGCUCUCCAUUCAGCAUGGGAGGGUCCAGCCGGGGCACGGACUCCGAUUCCGAACACAAACAGCAGCCGAGGAAAGGCAGCGACGGGGAGUCGUCCACCUACAUGACCCCCAACCCUUUCCUCAGUCAGGAGGCAGGGACUCGGGGUGGAGGCAGCGGCGCCGGCGGUGUCCAGGGUGGCAGUGGUUCAGACCAACGCCAGAAGCAGAAGGCUUCUCGUGACUGGGAGCUGAAGACCAGCAACAGCCUGGCCAGUCAGAACCUCUUCAUUUCUGCCGCCGCCAGCAACGGCGGAGGCAUCAUGAACGGAAAGGUGGGAGGCAGUCCUGUAGCAGUUUCCUCAACCACAGGGUCGUCUGUGGGACAGUACCUGGGUUCUCAGUUCCCACUUGGAGGGACCUCAGUCUUGCAGUCCUUAUUCGGGGCCCAGACAGGUGGAGCCACGGUGACUGGUGCCCCUCGGCUGGUCAACGGACACUCAGCCCUGGGAGGCUUCUCCAGUGCCGGUCUGGCAGGGGGAGCAGCUGGAGGUAUAUUUCACCACGUGGUUCCCUCAGUGUCUUCCCAUCAGUUUGGGGCGACGCUGCCCGCCCCUGGAGGCCUCGGCUCUCGGCUCAGUCUCUCCUCCUCUUCCACUUCCUCCCCUCAAACCCAGCAACUCACCACUCCCCAACCAGCCUCCACGCGCCUGGCCUCCGUGUCCUCCCCCCUCCCCCUCUCGCUGUCCCAGGCCCAGCACGGCCGCACCCAGUCGGUCCUGCACAGCCCCUCUCCUCCCACGCUCUCCCUGCCUCCUCCACCACCCCUGCACAGCGUCCCCUCCUCCUCCUCCUCCUCCUCCUCCUCCUCCUCCUCAGCACCCACACACUCAGAUGCCCCAGCAUCUUCUCGAUCAGACCCCCUCCACUCCUCGCGUCUGUCCCACUCCUCCCUCCAUCACCAGAGAGCGCAGUCAUCCCUCUCUCUCUCUGUGUCCUCCUCCACAGCUUCUAUGUCUACUGCUGCUGCUUCUGCCUCCCUGUCCUCCUCCUCCUCCUCCUCCUCCUCCUCCUCCUCCUCUCUGUCCACCUCCUCGUCUCGUCCAUACGCAGUGCAUUACUCCCCUCGGCUGCCCCCUCCACCACCGGCGAGCGGUUCAGGUGGUGGCGGGAGCAUGUGGAGGACUCAGGGCAUGCAUGGCACCUACACCACCUCCCAGCUCCCUGGCUCCCGACCUAGAUAGGGUUUGGGUGUGAGGGGGAAAGUUGGAGGAUGGAGAGGGUAAGGGCGGAGGGCAAUCAGAGGGUGGAUAGAGGGAGAGAAUGAGAGAGAGGCUGUUAGGGAGUGAGAGGGACAGGGUUUUUCCUGUGCUCCCACUGGCUGUUGUUGUGACUGAACAAGGUAAUUGAUGAGAACUACCUCAACACUGAAUAAACUAUGCAAAUGUCCAGGUGUGGACCAAGGCACUCUCCUCAUUCACUGGUGCUUCAAACCGUCUGCACUACCCAACCGCCUCCAAGACCGGCUUCUGUUCUGGGAUCGUUAACACACACAUACACGCGCACACACACACGCACACACACACACACACACUAACCACCACUAUGGUCACCUUGAGCAGACUUCAUGAGUACUGGUUGUGUUUAUGUAAGGUGUUAUUAAAACUCCAGUUUAAAGAUUUUACUAUUUGGCUGUUGUCCAGCUCUGAAUGAAUUUGCAAUGACUGGUUUAACUUUAGGGUGCUCUAUGAUAUAAUAGUACAGUGUGUCGUUUCUUAGCGGUUUAAUUUAUCAUUUGACAGACUGAAGCACACAGGCCACCUUUUCAGAAUUCCGCCUCACUUCCCUCACGCACACACACACACACACACAGGCACAGCCAGUUCAUUGAACUCUGCUCAGAUGUCAUGCAGCUUCGCCUCUCUGCAUGCAUGUUUUCUUAUCUCCGUUUCCUUUCCUCUGUGAAAUUCAGUAUUUUUGUUUCAACAUAAUUUGACUCUCCGAUGAGCGACUUAAAGGCUAACUUCACACUGGACAGAAAGAUACAGUUUCUCAUGUAGCAGAAGAUGUACGAGUUCUGGCCAGUGAGGUGACACCCCUGUUUUGUUCAAGAUUUGCGAUGAAAACUCGUUCAAGUCAAGUUACUGUUACAACUCAAACCUAAGUCACAUUUGAUCUUAAGCUACUUUUAGCUCAACAUUUCUGCUUUUUUUUGCUACUAACUGGAGCAAAAACAAUUAAGUUCUCAGUUUGACCUAAUUCUUGACGUGUGCUCUGAUUAAGUGUUUGUCUGCUACUGUCGUAUAUUUAACAUAUCAGUGAAAGGCUAUUUACUUCAGAAAUGAAAUGAGAUUUGUGGUAUUUAGCGACUGUGAUUGGGCAUGUUUCACAAAUUGGUGAAGGAUGGAAUGACGUAUCAUUUUGGGAAUAAGGUGACCUAGCAUCAUCACAAGGGGUGCCAGUAAUGCUGAGCUGAGCUGAGUACAUUUUCAUUGUUUUUUUUUUUUUUUUAAAUAGAUACAUUUACUGAGAUGGUGCUCUGUGUAGACAUCGUUGCCACUCCCUCUAGUAGAGACGCCCUGUUGUCGUUCUCAGAGAGCUGUGGCUGCACUGUUAAAGUUAAGCUGAAUCAAGGUGUAAAGUAAUUCCAGUCAACAACAGACAUUUCAGCUCGUUUCUAUAUUUAUUUACGUUUUCUUCUUCUCUUUGGUAAAUCACACUACUAUUGGGGCCGCGGCAGAAAUAACAUGACAGCAACAUUUUUAAACUCUCCUUAAGCUAAAUGAAUUCUUAUUUAUCAUGAUGGGGGCAUGCAAGUUUAGACAAAUGUGUAUGUGAAGUUAUUCUGCGUUUACCUACCGCCAACACACACACACACACACACACACACACUCAUUCACACACUCAUUCACAGGCAUGCGUGCGAAUCCACCACACACUGGGAAAACGAUGAACCACAACCACAACAAACUACUGGACUCUCUUCACACCUUCAUGUUUGCUUUUUAAUUUGUUUUUGUAAACAAUGUUUGUACUGUGAAUGUGAUUCAUUCUCUGACUGUAUAGUUGUGGAUAAUUUAGAUGAUUAUAUUUAUGCUGUCAGUCUCUCCAUUUGCCUUGGUAUUUGUUUUUCACCUUUUUUUUUUUUUUUUAAUCCUGAAUUGUGUGGACGUUAUAGGAUGCAAUAGCGUGUGUACUUGACUCACAGUCUGAAAACAAUGGUGCUAAGUUUGGACUGUGCCUGAUCUUAUUUAUUCUAUAAUGAAAACAUCCAAAACAAACGGGAAAAAAAAAAAAAUACAAGCCGAAUACUUGGUGCUGUACACAGGGACAUUUGUAAGUUUGCCUUCUUUUUGGCAUUCCUUUUCUGAUAAUUUAAUAUGCUAAUGUCUCGUUCUUUGAAUGCCUAGUGUACAACUGUAGACACCACCUUUGGAUGAACGUGCUCCCCAACAGCUGCAUCAGAGCAGUUUUAAACUUACAUCAGGCCACUUUGCUCUCAAAAGUGAGCUUCCUGUCUGUUAGUGAACAAGACACACUGUUUUUGUACAUAACUUUUAAUUGUACAUCUCCAUUUUAAGCAGAAAGGUAUAUGAAAUAAGUAUCUAUAUACAGUCUAUACAUAUAUAUAUAUGUGUGUGUAUAUAUAUAUAUAUGGGUGAAGAGGGAUGUUUUGGUGCUGGCGUAGUGACCCUUAAUUUCAACCUGUUCAACAGGAGGCUUGAAGCCAAGCAGAGCAAAACAUUGCCACCACAGGACCUUAAUAGAUGACGCCUAAGAGCCCGGCGACACAACAGCACCCGAACACACACCAGAGUGUGUGCGUGUAACCCAGAGAGGUGCCGUGGCUCAGACACAGCUAGGUUCCAGCACUAGAACUGUUAUCACUUUUACCUGACCUUUGGUUUGUUUGUUUGUUUUGUUGUCGUCGUCGUUUGUUUUUUGUUGUUGUUUUUUUUUACCGACCAGGAUUCUGCAGGAAAAACAAAACGGUGCUUCUGUUUCUAAACAAUCAGAUUUUACAAACUAAAUCGUUACUGGUGCAUAAAGACCUACGUGUCAGCGUCUUUACACACACAUACACUGUCUGUCUUCGGAUGUCUCGCGGUCGAGGCCGUCCCUCGUCGUGUGAGCGUGUUGUGUAAUUGCUGGAGACGUGCUGAUGUGAAACACUUGUCUUGGUGCGUGUGAGUGAGUGCUUCCUUUUUUUUCUUCUGAUGGUGGGAAUACGCUCGGUCUGUGCUUUCCUCUCCACUUGGCAGUGCAUAUGUAAGGGAACAUUAGACUAAUAAUCAAAGCUUUAUAGUGGAACCUCCUGUCCUGUGCACUCUGUAAACAUAAAUGUGUUUCUCGCAAGUGUCGGAGUGAGAAGAAUUUUAGAGCCUAAUUAGAGACUAGUCCAUUCGUUACCAGCACUGAGAGGUAUUUUGUAAUUAUUGUUGAUGCUGUUUUGAUUUUCUUAUUCUUGGUGUUUGAUACAACUGCGGUUACAUGUUAAGCUUUUAAUUGUGUCCUCAGAUUCCUGUCAGUUUUUAAUACUACUAGUCAAGACAGACAGCACGGUGCUCUCCUUCACUUAAAACAAGGAAUUUGCAGCUAUUGAUAAAUACUACUCUUCUCCUGUUGUGCUGCAGGGUUUUAUGGUUUGAUGAUCUUCAACACGAGCUCGCCUGGUGGCUUUUCUCAUGGUCCGGUCUAACCGUUGGAACGUUUCUCUGAUCCAGAGGGGCCAAGUGGUGUAUGUGCAAGUAAGGGGGGGAGGGGGUUUGCGGAAGUACUCCUUUUCUACUCAUUACACCCAUUAAACAGGAGGUAGCUACUCGCGCGAGCCCUUUAGUGUAAGAAAUUUUGAAUUCCGAGCUUCUAUGCAGUUCUCCGGCACACUGCAUCCUGGUACAUUAUCGCUAGAUAAUCUGUGAGGCUGUUUACUAAUUCCUGCCAAAGGUCUUAACUCAGGAACUUCCCAAGAUUGCUUGAAAUGCUAACAAUUUUCUACAGACUACUGCAUGUCACGUUUAUGUCCCAUCUGGUGGCAUGGUGAAGUCCCUUUCCAACGCAACUCAGGACCAGGACCACCCCUCAGUGAACAUAUUCCAAGUUAACAGUAAAUAAAUAAAUAAAUAAAAUCCCCUUAGAGUCGCUCCUGCUGGCACAUACACCCUGCCUCCUCUGUGAAACUGAGCUUUAUGAGUCAGUCUGAUCUCGAGAAGCUGUGAUAUGGCUACGACUUUCAGCAACUUCCUCAUCUCACAAAUGCCUCCGUCAAGAUUUGUGUCUCUAAGAAGGAGGUCCGGCGUCCUUUGUCGGGAUCCCUCUCAUAACGCGAGGGGGGGAACUGGCUCUAAAGGGCGCGCGCGACCGACAGUAUGUGUACAGUGAUCUGAUUGAUGAAGCCAGGGCAGGUUUGAGGUGCAAUAAUGGCAAACCUACUUUCCAAAAGGCCCUGGGUUUUUCAUGGGGAAAAAAAAGAAAUAAAUAAAAAAUGUUACUGUUUGAUGUUGGUGCUUUUACCCUAAGAUGUUAUAAUGAAACAAAUUGAAUUCAUGUUUUUUUUUCUGCGUUUGAUUAUUAAUAAAAAUGUUUCCUAUAAUAUUGAAUUAAA